ACAGAAAAGAAAGAAAGAAAGAGAAAUUAAACACUCUUAUCCAAUAAAAUCAAGACUCUGUUUUUUUACGAUGAAUCCAUUUUACACAGCUUUCUCAGACUCGUUCCUCUCGAUUCCCGACCACAGAUCUCCGGUUUCCGACGGUGGUAGCAGCGAGUGUUCGCCGAAGCUAGCUUCGAGCUGUCCGAAGAAAAGAGCAGGGAGGAAGAAGUUUCGAGAGACACGUCACCCGAUUUACAGAGGAGUUCGUCAGAGAAACUCAGGGAAAUGGGUUUGUGAAGUGAGAGAGCCGAACAAGAAAUCGAGGAUUUGGUUAGGAACUUUUCCGACGGUGGAAAUGGCGGCUCGUGCUCACGACGUCGCUGCUUUAGCCCUCCGUGGCCGCUCCGCUUGUCUUAAUUUUGCCGAUUCGGCGUCGCGGCUUCGGAUUCCGGAUUCUACUUGUCCUAAAGAAAUUCAAAAAGCGGCUGCUGAGGCUGCAAUGGCGUUUCAGAACAACGAGACGGCUACGACGAUGGAAACGACGGAGGGAGUGAAAACGACGGCGGAGACGACGGUGGGUGAGACGGCGGAAGAAAGGGAUGUGAUUUAUAUUGACGAAGAGACGGUUUUUGGGAUGCCGAGGUUUUUGGAGAAUAUGGCGGAGGGGAUGCUUUUGCCUCCGCCGGAAGUUGGAUGGAAUCAAAACGACUUGGAGGGAGAUGAUGACGUGUCACUUUGGAAUUUUUGAGUGGAUGAUUUUACUUUCAUUUUUCCGGGUAAUUUUUAAAGAAUAUUUGGAUUUCUAGGAUUGGUCCCAAGUUCCUUGCCUAAUUUUUUUAUUGGUAGUACGGUACGGAACGAGAAUGGGAACCAAAGAGAAAACUAGUCUAAUAAAUCGUAUUAAUAUCUCUUUUCUCGGUUUU
Messenger RNA from Eutrema salsugineum, 905 nucleotides. RefSeq names its product dehydration-responsive element-binding protein 1D. Gene Ontology annotation, molecular function: DNA-binding transcription factor activity; DNA binding. The record is from RefSeq and is a predicted model, not a curated record. The coding region runs from base 71 to 730 and encodes 219 amino acids. Gene Ontology annotation, biological process: regulation of DNA-templated transcription. The transcript has a single exon. NCBI's taxonomy places the organism in Eukaryota, Viridiplantae, Streptophyta, Magnoliopsida, Brassicales, Brassicaceae.